AUGCCAGGUUUCUCUGCAUCUACCGGUGUCUGUCGUGCGUGCCGAGUAACCUUGCAAGCCGAGCUUUCCUCUCUUGAUUGGAACGGCACCCAAGGUCAAAUCUACGGUUCUGCCUAUGGGGUUGGCUACCACCGCAAGGAUCGAGCUGAUAUCUGGUUGUUCUACGUGAACUUCUUCAUCACGCUCUGCAACACCAUGUUUAAUUUGGCGCUCACCAUCUACGCCGUGCAAGCGACGGAUCCGGAAGUGGCCCAAGCUGGCGUGUCGGCGUUUCUCAGCACUCUGUCGAGUGUGUCUGUGGGUCUGGAGUCGGAGAUCGGGUACAAGCUGUAUUUGAUGCUGAUUCCCGGCCAGUUUUUCGUCAGCCCUUUGAUGGGCUACCUCACGGGAUGCAUCGUGCAGUAUGUGCAGGUCACAUUGGUCGCCAAGAUCAUCUACGUCUGGAAAUGUCUGCCGGACCUGCUGUUGAAGCUCUUGAAGUUGCUCUUGCCAUGGGCGCCAGACAACUUGAAGGAGUACGACAGGAGAAGUGCCGAGAUGGGCUUUCGUGCUGGACAGAUCGGCUUGCCCUGGGACUACAGCAACUUGAUCUUGAACCCCUUGUUGGUCUUCUUCACGUUCUUCUUCGUGUCAAUGAACAGCUGGACGGAGAGUGCUGGCCUCGUAGCCUGGGCGGUGUUCUUCUUUGGCUACAGCCGCUUCAUGCACCUCCGGGUACAAUCAGUUGGCUUCUACAGCACUCACAAGUUGGACUGGAAUGUGUGGAUCGUCUGGGGAGCGGCGCUCUCAACCGUCGCCACUUGUGCGGUGGCCUGGGAGUUUCGUUCAGGUGCUGUGCUGAAGGGCGCUCCGCUGUGGCAGAAGUGGGCCAUUCUCUUCGCCACUUAUGCUGCUGGUUGCCUUCUUUGGGUUGGUUGUCUCGUCAUUCUGCACCCGGGAUCCAUGGAGAAGGGCCCCGAUGCGAGGGAUGGUGAUUUCCUAAACUGCAAGAAGGACUGGAUAUUUUCCUGGUUCAACUGCAACCCCGUCUUUACAGUGAAGUGCUUGCACUACCUGCCCAAGCUUCUCCAGGAUUCUGAAGUUGCGCAGGACGCGAGCGCCAUCCUUGACAAGGCAACGUGCUGGGGCCAUCCCAUCGCCUGCGGUGACGACCCAAACGAAGUGAGAUACUACAGUCCUGGCAAAGAGUACCUUCACUUCGGGCCGGAGAAGCAGAAGAAGAUCCAGGAACUGGACCUCCAUGACUGGUUGGAGUUCGAGUCUUAUCUUGAAGCUCUAGCCCAUGUGGCAGACCUUUGUCGCAGAAAUCGGGGUCACAUCAAACCGGAAGAGCUCUACCAGCAGAUGGAUCUCUUGAAGAUUGACUUCAAUGCAGUCAAGAUUUGA
Molecule: messenger RNA, 1386 nt
Organism: Symbiodinium necroappetens
Lineage: Eukaryota; Dinophyceae; Suessiales; Symbiodiniaceae
Source: the annotation of a GenBank genome assembly